UGCUUAUCACGGGAGCACAACCGCGAUGCACGAACACCUGAAAAGGAAACACACAGGAGUUGUUGAAGUUGCGCCCACAGAAAUAAUAGUAUGUAAAUUAACGUCCAAGCAGAACAAAUCAGCAACACCUCAAGAAAACUAUGAACCCAUCAGAUUCCAGGAAGAGUUUACAUCUGGGGCUGCCCUAUUCCGGAGAAAGAUUCUGUCUCUCAUGGAGUCUUUGAUGGUGAAAACGACAUCAGGAAUUGUCUCCAUAUUUGAUGAAAUGUACAUGGGAGCAGAAGCUGAGUUAAUACAGAGGAGGAAGGAAGUGGCAGCCCUCACACACAGACUGAAGGAGAUGGAGCAAUUGUGUACUCAGGAUGUGUGCGACAACCUGCCGGUCCUCAAAGUGGAGCCAGAACAGCGUUUUUUGGAAAGCGCCCUGUUCCAUGGACAGCCAGUCCCAGAGAGCACAGAGACUGUGGAGUUUGCGCUGGAGUGUGUGGUGAUGAAAGCAGAGGAACCAAUGAAUGCAGAAACAAUGGUGCAGCCACCUGAGUACCAGCUGGAGUUGAACAGUGUGCCGGACGCUCCACAGGAGCCCCUGGUCAGAGCUGAUGAGGAGCUGCCGAGAGCUCCAGUCUGGCCAGCAGAGGGCGCCGAGAGUCAGUUCCCUGCUGUAGGGCAGCUGCACCAUCACACGGACCAGGAAACAACCUGCUCCACCGCCACAGCAAAACCUAGUUCCAGCAAGCCCACAGAGGAAUCUACCGGUCCGAGGCAGGAUGGGAUAGUCAGCGGUUCUCCACUGAAGUCAGAUCAGGCCUUCCAUACCAUCGAUCAACAGCAAAGCCAGCCCGCUGAGUGCCUGGAGUUCAGCUCUGCAAGCUUCUCCCCAGAUGCCCACUCCUCCUCUGCUCCACAGGAGCCCCUGGUCAGAGCUGAUGAGGAACUGCCGAGAGCUUCAGUCUGGCCAACAGAGGGCGCUAAGAGCCAGUUCCCUCCUAUGGGGGGGCAGCCGCGUCAUCAAACGGACCAGGAAACAACCUGCUCCAGCAUGGCCACAGAGGACCCUUCCACCACAGCAGAACCUUGCUCUAGCUCUUCAGGUGCCAGGCAGGAUCGGGUGGUCAGUGGCACUCCAAAGUCCAACGAAGCCACCCCUGCAGCUGGUAGACGUCGUGGUCGGUCUGCGGGUCUGAGCCCGGAGAGUCUGUCAGCACCAGGCAUAACCCUUCAUCUCAGGAGCCGUUCAGCUGUGGUGGACACCAGUGGCAGAAGUCAUGACACUUUAGAUGAGCUGGACAGCUCUCCAUGUAUGGAUCCACCUGGAACAAACGGUCUACUGUCACCAAAAGCAGAGAACCCUUCAGUGGUCACAACUGCAGAGGAGACUACAAGUCACUGUGUGUCUUCUGAAUCUGAGACUGAAAAUCCCUCUGACAUGGAGGUGAAAUCCACUGCAGUCAAGAGAAAGAAAGCAAAUUCUAAAGCCAGGGUGAAAUCAGGAGACACAAAUCAACAAGGUAAAGAAGACGCAUCAUUAAAAAGAAGCUCUGCAGAGAAGAGUGAGAAGAUUCCAAGAAAAAAACGAAGGAUGACUGAUCCAGAGUGCAAACAUGAUGUGAAUGGUGCCCUUUAUCCCUUUGAAGAAAUUCUGCAGAGACGAACUACAGCUGAUGGUCAAGAGGUAGUGAAGGUGAAAUGGUUGCCGUGUUCUUCAUGUGGUGCGAAAUGGAGAAACUCCUGGGAGCCAGCCUAGAGAAUGAGGCCAUGACACUGAUUUCAUUCAACUUGAAAUUCUAGUCAAUUCAUUAGGUUGUGAAGAAGUAUUUCAGAAGGUCUGAGAUGUAGCGUGAAGUAAAUUUGGAUAUAACUACUGGCACAUUUUAAUUGUCUAUACCAGGGGUGGCGAACCUGCGGCUCUUUACCUUCUCUCGUGCGGCUCGCGGCAGCUCAACUGAUGUUCCCACUUCUCCUUGGCCUUAGAGUUUUUUAUUUUUUGAAAUAGCCUAUAUUUCUGGUAAAUGAAAAUGCUUAUCAUAAUUUGAUAGUACUCAUAGUUAGGCUGCAAUGUUUACAUUAAAAUAAUUUUACCGUCAUGUUAUGGAUAGGAAAAAAGAAGCAGACACGUUUGUUUCUUUAGCCAGGUGUAAUGCUACUGUUGCAAUCAGGAAAACCCUGAAGCUAAGCGCAAAUAGGAGGACGAACACGGGACAUUCAAAAGGAGGAUUUAUCUUUUUGUAGCAUAAUCCGUCUGGUUGAUAUGUCAACGUAACCAAAAUUACACCGUUAAAAAAUGUGUUUUAGUUUGGUACGGUAUGCCAGAUUUAACUGAUGCAUAAAGCUUCAACCUUGAACAUUUUCCAAAGGCACUGACUUUUGCAAGUACAAGGUAAAGGUAGGUUAUAUAGACGUCAGUCAGAGAAGCAGACUCAUUUUCUUUUUGUGUAUUUUUAAAAAAUAUAGCUACUGAACACUCGACGGAACAUUUGAUGGUCACAUUGGCAUCAUAUCAGUUGUUACAUUGAAGCAUUGCUCAUGCUAAUAAGUCAUUCAGUGAGGGGAAAUUUGUGAUGUGUGUCAGAUUAUCUUUGUUGCUUGCUACUCAUUCCUGAAAAUGAUCAUUUGUAGCAUCUGCCAACUGCCUAUUUAAACUGCAGCCUAUAGGCCUAAGUCGAUGUUGUAGUGUGGGCAUCUUUUUUGUUGUGUGGCUCUUUUAAGUUGUGUGAAUUUUUUUUUGCCUCUUGAUGCUGGACUGGUUAGCCACCCCUGGUCUAUACUGUGGUGGAAAAUAGAAAAGUUACCCAAAUCACUCUUUUAUGUUAUCCGUACGUGAAUGUGUGAAAUAAUAACUCUUUGAUAAUCAAUAAUUAGGCUAUAUGCAUUAUGCAUACAUUAUAUGAUUUUUGUAGACGUCUUAACGAUAUCAGACUUAUCUAGCUAUUUUCCACCAUUGACUACCUCUUGAAGAAUACCAGACAACUUGAAUGCCAGGCAUGGUGCAAGGGAUGUUUACUGUUUCUACGUAUACUCUUUUUCACUUAUUUUCCAUUUAAUCCCAAAGACUUGUGAUAAGGCAGUGUAGAUCACCUGAAUACACAGUUGAAUUAGCGUUCACUAGUGAUAUUGUUUGUAUAAAGUCAAUA
This is a messenger RNA of Alosa sapidissima (American shad), 3131 nucleotides long. RefSeq names its product aggrecan core protein-like. The record is from RefSeq and is a predicted model, not a curated record. The transcript has 8 exons. The coding region runs from base 26 to 1744 and encodes 572 amino acids. Lineage: Eukaryota; Metazoa; Chordata; Actinopteri; Clupeiformes; Clupeidae.